Molecule: messenger RNA, 3411 nt
Organism: Plasmodium cynomolgi strain B
Lineage: Eukaryota; Apicomplexa; Aconoidasida; Haemosporida; Plasmodiidae
Exons: 2
Coding region: 1-3411 (1136 amino acids)
Source: RefSeq, a predicted model, not a curated record
AUGGAGAACUCCGUGAGGCACUCAGUCGACAUAAAAUCGGAAGACUUCGUCGUCCUGAUUUCGCUCCAAAACCUACAGACAUUCAUCAUGAUAGGAUACACAGCCGUGAAUAAAGACCACCUGAACUUUGACUUCUCCUACCUGUGGGCACUCUGCAUUGGCACGGGUCUCUUCAUAUACUCCCUGAUCAGUUUUGUUCUCAUAAGAUCCCUCGUGUUAUCAAAGAUAGACAUAGGCAAAUACGUCCUAGAGUUACUAUUCAGUUUGAGUAUAAUCGUCACGUGUUCACUGUCCAUAAUAAUUGACUCCUUCAAAAUUGCAAACAUGCAGUUGCUCUUUUUUUCAUUCGCUUUAACAGGCUAUGCCUAUUACAAUUUGAUCAGCCUCUUCUUUUUUUGCACACUCAUAGGAAUGAUAAUUCAAUAUAAUAUAAGCUUCACUGGGUUUAGAAUGCAAUCGAAUUCUUUUUUCUUUUUGGACAUGCUAUCCUACCUAGUGCAAAUUAUUGGGGGAAAUAUAUUAUACUUUCGCAUGUACGAACUGUGCACUUUAAUUGUGAUUUCGAAGAGGAACCCAUGCAAGUAUGUCGUCGCAUCGAAGGAAGUAAAACACGUGGAGAAACAAAUUUUUUCAUCCUUAUUCAAUUCUUACAUGUGCAUGAAGUCGAAAACUUAUUCAGAUUUAACAUGCACUAAUGAUCUUUUAAAUAAAGAGAGUCAAUCUGUUGUCGGUAGGGAUGAUACUCACUCUAAGUGGAACUCCCACGUUGGUACUUCCUACCAUGACAAGGUUAGUCACACGAAGAAGUUACUCCUUCGACGAGGCAAAAGGGACAAACGCAAUCUCAAGGGGGGAGGUCGAUUAACAUGUGCAAAACAUAGCGCCUACCAUAAUAGCCGAAGUCUUGCCAACUGUGCCACCAAGCAUACCUCCAACUGUACAACUAACUUUAGAAUAUCUAACACCCUUUCACUUAAAAAUAAUUUCAACCCUAACCUAACCUCAGAAGCUGCUUCUCCCCCCAUUUGUAAAAAAUGCCUUUCGGAAAAAAAUAGCCAUAAGGAUAAUACGUACAAACACAUGGAAGAGAAAAAAAAAUACAAAUUUUGUAUCCAAUCAGGCACUGCAAAUAAGUCGAACGAGUUGGACAACCAUGGGGUAGACUCAACAUGGAUGGCUAAUCCUACCUACUCAACUACUACCCAUGGGAAGGAUAUCAGCCGGGGGGGGAACAACUCAACCAGGGGAUACCCCCAAGACAAUGAAGUGCUCAUCCAAAUUAGGGGAACUAACACAGAUAAGGAUGCAGUCCCGGUGUGCAACUCGAACGCUAGUUGGAUCAAGUCCACUGCAGUGAUUGACAUGUCGGGGGAGGGAAAGCAGAAAAAGGGCCAUCCCAUAGAUACAUCAGCUGAUCUACCAUCGGACAAUAAACCUUCAUACAACUCGUACCGCAACCGAUGUGCUUUCCCCCCAAAUGAACAACCCAGGUACUACGCCUGUCCGUGCUACCAGACCCAUUCCAGCGGAUCAUCCCUCAGUGAUGUGACCUCAGAACAAAGGACAAAGAGGAAAAUUAGUGCCCAUAGCUUGGUUGAAGGGGGAAACACCAAAAUGGAUAAUCAGCAAAAUCGCCGCGUGAGCAGCAAACGGAGAGAUGGCGCGAAGAGUGAAGAACAUCACCCCCCCAAUGACCCACUUGCAGAUAACUCAAACGGAAAUGACCAUACCUACCACUGCAAUGUGAUGACAUGUAGUUAUAAUAUAAUAAAAGGCACACACAAUGUGAGUACGCACAGUGGAGGAAGAAAGGGUGAUAAGUCCUCUCGAGCGAUCGGGGGUCAACGAGUUGAAAUUGGUGAAAUAGAGGCCAUCCCUCGAGGAACAAACCCUAUCCAAGCGUGCCCCGACGGUGCCCCCCUCCCCCGCGGAAGAAGGCCCUCUGCCCACAGUAACUGCACGGAUCACCUGGGCGAUGAAAGUCGCCAAAGUGAAAGCAAAUUUGAGUCCACGUCAAACGAGGACGCGUCGGACACUCUGGAAAGAACACUGCCUGAAAAGGAUCAGUCGAAUGGGCCAAACCAACCAACGCAGAACGGGGCAAAGCUAUCGGAUAAGGAAAACCUAUCAGACAAGGAAAACCUAUCAGACAGGGAAAACCUAUCAGACGGGGCAGACUUAUCAAACAGGGCAAACCUAUCAAACAGGGCAAACCUAUCAAACAGGGCAAACCUAUCGGAUGAAGGCCGUGGGGUCCACCCAAACAACAACAAUGCCCCGGCGAGCGCCAAAAAGGAAACAAAUUUUCACAAAAAGCUCCUCUUGCGCAAGUCCAAAAGUUCGCUACACAUGAGCCAAUGGGGCGAAAACACCCCGCACAGACACACCUCGCGCAGCAGCAACAACACCAAGCUGAUCACAUUCACAAACAAGGAGUUACAAAAUGGAAGUAACAGCAACUUGAAGUGUAAAUAUAGCAAAAAAAAUUCAUCAAGGCAACACGAAAUGUUAGACAAAAUUAUACAAUAUUUAUUUGUGCACAUUCCAGAAUAUUUUAAAAACGUCUUCGAUAUGACGAAGAAAAUAUUUUUCGAUUUAAAAAAAAAAAAAGUGCUCAUGCAAAAUGCAACUUGGAAAAAUAAAAUAUUCAUCCCUGAAAGGGACCCACUAGGGUUAUUCAAAAAUGAAAACCUAGAAAAAUGGUACGUGUCCUGGAUGGACGAAUUUAACAGAAAUAUUAUCGCAAAAACUUAUUAUAUAGCCAUCUACCUCAUUAUGUAUAUAAUUACCCUAGACUUUGUAACAGCAUACAAAUUGUACUACACAACAACGAGAAGGAUGAUCAACGGGGCGUUACUCACACACUACAAUUACCUCCGCUACUACUUCUUCAAAUCGAUAGUCAACAUAAUUGUGUAUCUCCUCUACAUUCUUUUUGUAACAUUUAAAAUACGAAAGGACCCCACUUAUAAUAUUAAGCGCUAUUAUUUUGUCACCCUUUUGUUGUGUCUAGCCAAGCUCAUCAUAUCAUCAUCGGAUAUUUACGUGGCCAUCACCUCGCUAGAUUACUUUAUCAGUCCCUACUACGUGUAUAUAUACAUCCAUAUGCUAAUUGUGCAAACGUCGAUUUUGUUAAUAAUUCGAUACCCUACACAUUAUUUACUCUUUUUUCUCUACAUUAUUUGCUUCACUUCCUUAUAUUGGUCUUUCUCCAUUCACAAAAGUUUUAUGGAAUUCAUUUUUAUCAUUGCUUGUGUUUCUUUUACCAUUAUUUAUUCUUAUGUACUUUGCUCUAGGACAGUGGAGAUCAAUCGGCGCAUUUUGUUCUCCAAGUAUGAGUUGCCCUACCUCUUGUACCUCAAAGAGAUUGCCGGUUGUCUGAACAGACGACGCUCCCAGGGAGGUGUCUGA